Messenger RNA from Coturnix japonica (Japanese quail), 1941 nucleotides. The record is from RefSeq and is a predicted model, not a curated record. Lineage: Eukaryota; Metazoa; Chordata; Aves; Galliformes; Phasianidae.
GGGGUCGCAGUGGGGUGCCAGCUGCCACCCGCCCCACGCAGGCUCCGUUACAUGGUGAAGCAGCUGGAGACGGGAGAGGUGAACGUGGAGGAGCUGAAGAGGAACCUGGAAGUAACGUCCCCCAUUAUCACCUCCUGUCCCCACAGGCAGAUGCUGGACACGGAGGAUGAGCUGCGGGAGAUGCGCUCGGACGCGGUGCCCUCGGAGGUGCGGGACUGGUUGGCUGCCACCUUCACCCAACAGGCUCGAGCCAAAGGGAGGAGGGCAGAGGAGAAGCCCAAGUUCCGCAGCAUCGUGCACGCGGUGCAGGCCGGCAUCUUCGUGGAGAGGAUGUUCCGCCGGACGUACACAGCUGUGGGGCCCAGCUACUCCACCUCUGUCCUCAACUGCCUGAAGAACCUGGACUUGUGGUGCUUUGACGUCUUCGCUCUGAACCGGGUGACGGAGGAGCACUCAUUGCGCACCAUCGUCUACGAGCUCUUCACCCGACACAACCUCAACAGUCGCUUCAAGAUCCCCGCUGUGUUCCUCACCACGCUGCUGGACGCGCUGGAGGUCGGCUAUGGGAAAUACCGUAACCCUUAUCACAACCAGGCACACGCUGCCGAUGUCACCCAGACUGUGCACUGCUUCCUGCUCCGUACUGGCAUGCUGCACUACCUGACGGAGAUUGAGGUCCUGGCCAUCAUCUUUGCUGCUGCCAUCCACGACUACGAGCACACGGGCACCACCAACAGCUUCCACAUCCAGACCAAGUCAGACUGUGCCAUCCUGUACAACGACCGCUCGGUGCUGGAGAACCACCACAUCAGCGCUGUGUUCCGCAUGAUGCAGGAUGAGGAGAUGAACAUCUUCGUCAACCUCACCAAGGACGAGUUCGUGGAGCUGCGCGCUCUGGUCAUCGAGAUGGUCCUGGCCACCGACAUGUCCUGCCACUUCCAGCAGGUGAAGUCCAUGAAGACGGCCCUACAGCAGCUGGAACGGAUCGAUAAAUCCAAGGUGCUGUCGCUGCUGCUGCACGCAGCCGAUAUCAGCCACCCCACCAAGCAGUGGGCAGUGCACAGCCGCUGGACCAAGGCGCUGAUGGAGGAGUUCUUCAGGCAGGGUGACAAAGAGGCCGAACUGGGGCUGCCCUUCUCACCCCUCUGCGACCGCACCUCCACGCUGGUGGCUCAGUCCCAGAUCGGUUUCAUUGACUUCAUUGUGGAGCCCACCUUCUCCGUACUGACCGACGUGGCCGAGAAGAUGGUGCUGCCCCAAAACGAAGACAGCUCCAAAGCCAAGGGGAACCCAACAGGAGGCCAGCAGCCCAGCUCCCAGUGGAGACAGACAUCCCUGGAUGAGCACCUGGAGCUGGGGGACAUCAACGCUGACCUGUCCAGCUUCCGAUCCACGUGGACCAAAUACAUCCAGGAGAACAAGCAGAAGUGGAAGGAGAGGGCGGCCAGCGGCAUCACCAACCAAGCGUCCAUUGAGGAGCUGUCACCCUAUGAGGAGGAGCCCCCCGUGCCCCCCACCCAGCACAAGCACAACGGGGAGGUGGAAUAGCACAUGGCGAGGUCCUCAUCCAACCCAAUGACACCGUCCAGUCCAAAGUCUUUGAUGCCAUCGACUUCAGCACCAUUCAAAGGGAAUCUGCAUUGAGAGCAUCCCCCGAUGGCAGCGCCGGGUCCUGGGGGGGGGGGGCUGGGACCCCCGGGGCCCCCCCCCCCCCAUCAUGUGCCAAACGAUGCCAAACCACAUGGUGCUGCUCCAUGGGAGAUGGGUGAUGCCCUUAUGGCUGUUUAGGAAUCUGCUUCUCGCCCCAUAGGGGAACCAGGUGUUGGGGUGGCACUGUGGGGUGUGGGGGGGUGGCAGGGGGCUGGUUAUGGCUCAGUGCCACCCCCAUAUUGGGGACACUCCCCUAUGGGGCUCAGCCCCAUGGACACCCCAAGGCUUCCA